AUGCCCCAGCAACGCCUCAAAGAGGUUACUCAACAAAUAAAACACGCACAAGCAAAACAGAUCGACGUAACAAAGGGAAUUCAAGAACGAUCCCAGCAAAUAAAACAGCUUCAAGCCCAAAUUGAUGGAAUAAACAAGCAAUACCAGCCUUCUAGUCAAACUAGGCCGCUAGAAGAAGUGGAGCGUGAGCAGCAAGCACUUGAAGCGAAACUACAGCAACUCCUCAACGAUUUUAGGAAAAAAAAAACACAGCUUGAGCAAGCCCAGAACCUAGCUCAAAAGGCCCAAGCAGAUUUAGGGCAAGAAAUAGCGCAAGAAAAAGCCAAACAAGAUCAAUUGGAGGCGACACAAAGAGCUAAAGGAACGCAUUGA
Messenger RNA from Dictyostelium discoideum AX4, 372 nucleotides. RefSeq lists its product as hypothetical. Bases 1 to 372 code for a protein of 123 amino acids. The record is from RefSeq and is a predicted model, not a curated record. NCBI's taxonomy places the organism in Eukaryota, Evosea, Eumycetozoa, Dictyosteliales, Dictyosteliaceae. The transcript has a single exon.